CGCGUCGCGCCCCUUGCAGAAACCUGCCCGGCCGCUGUCUGCCAACUACGCACGCGCGGCGUGACGUCACGCGUGCCUCCAGGACUCUCCCGAGCUGGCGGGAGGGGCCUUGGCAGCUUCCGCCGCCGCGUAGCUUCAGGGAUCGGACGUCGGGUUCGUGCUGCCUCCGCCGCCGCAGGGCAGCCGGGGGUCGCCGAGCCGAGCUUAGGGCGCGCGGCGGAAUGGCCAUGGGGCUGCGACGGGUCCGGUGACAGCAGGGAACUGUGCGGCCCGGGCCCUGACCGCAUCUUCUCCGGGGGGCCUCGCCCUCCUGCUCGCGGGGCCGGGGCUCCUGCUGCCGUUGCUGGCUCUGCUGCUGGCGGCGGCGGCGGCGGCCACGAUCAUGUCGGGCCGCCGCUGCGCCGGCGGGGGCGCGGCCUGCGCGAGCGCGAUGGCCGAGGCCGUAGAGCCGGCCGCCCGCGAGCUGUUCGAGGCGUGCCGCAACGGGGACGUGGAGAGAGUCAAGAGGCUGGUGACGCCCGAGAAGGUGAACAGCCGCGACACGGCGGGCAGGAAAUCCACCCCGCUCCACUUCGCCGCAGGUUUUGGGCGGAAAGACGUGGUAGAAUAUUUGCUUCACAAUGGUGCAAAUGUCCAAGCACGUGAUGAUGGGGGGCUUAUUCCUCUUCAUAAUGCGUGUUCUUUUGGUCAUGCUGAAGUAGUCAAUCUCCUUUUGCAACAUGGUGCAGACCCAAAUGCUCGAGAUAAUUGGAAUUAUACUCCUCUCCAUGAAGCUGCAAUUAAAGGAAAAAUUGAUGUCUGCAUUGUGCUCUUACAGCAUGGAGCUGAGCCAACCAUCCGAAAUACAGAUGGAAGGACAGCAUUGGAUUUAGCAGACCCAUCUGCCAAAGCAGUGCUGACAGGUGAUUAUAAGAAAGAUGAACUCCUGGAAAGUGCCAGGAGUGGCAAUGAGGAAAAAAUGAUGGCUCUGCUCACACCAUUAAAUGUCAACUGCCAUGCAAGUGAUGGCAGAAAGUCAACUCCACUGCAUUUGGCAGCAGGAUACAACAGAGUAAAGAUUGUGCAGCUGUUACUGCAGCAUGGAGCUGAUGUCCAUGCUAAAGAUAAAGGUGACCUGGUGCCAUUACACAAUGCCUGUUCAUAUGGUCAUUAUGAAGUAACUGAACUUCUGGUCAAGCAUGGUGCCUGUGUAAAUGCAAUGGACUUGUGGCAGUUUACUCCUCUUCAUGAGGCAGCAUCUAAGAACAGAGUGGAAGUGUGUUCUCUUCUCCUGAGUUAUGGCGCAGACCCAACACUGCUGAAUUGUCACAAUAAAAGCGCUAUAGACUUGGCUCCUACACCACAAUUAAAAGAAAGAUUAUCAUAUGAAUUUAAAGGACACUCAUUGCUGCAAGCUGCACGGGAAGCUGAUGUUACACGAAUCAAAAAACAUCUGUCUCUGGAAAUGGUGAAUUUCAAACAUCCUCAAACACAUGAAACAGCACUGCAUUGUGCUGCUGCAUCUCCAUAUCCCAAAAGAAAGCAAAUAUGUGAACUGUUGCUAAGAAAAGGAGCAAACAUCAAUGAAAAGACUAAAGAAUUCUUGACUCCUCUACACGUGGCAUCUGAGAAAGCUCACAAUGAUGUUGUUGAAGUAGUGGUGAAACAUGAAGCAAAGGUUAAUGCUUUGGAUAAUCUUGGCCAGACAUCUCUGCACAGAGCUGCACAUUGUGGUCACCUGCAAACCUGCCGUCUACUACUGAGCUAUGGGUGUGAUCCUAACAUUAUCUCCCUUCAGGGCUUCACUGCCUUGCAGAUGGGAAAUGAAAAUGUGCAGCAGCUGCUUCAAGAGGGCAUCCCAUUAGGUAAUUCAGAGGCAGACAGACAAUUGCUGGAAGCUGCAAAGGCUGGAGAUGUAGAAACUGUAAAAAAGCUGUGUACUGUUCAGAGUGUCAACUGCAGAGACAUUGAGGGACGUCAGUCUACACCACUCCAUUUUGCAGCUGGGUACAACAGGGUGUCUGUGGUGGAAUACCUGCUGCAGCAUGGAGCCGAUGUGCAUGCCAAGGAUAAAGGAGGCCUUGUACCUUUGCACAAUGCGUGUUCUUAUGGACAUUACGAAGUUGCAGAGCUUCUUGUUAAGCAUGGAGCAGUAGUUAAUGUAGCUGACUUAUGGAAAUUUACACCUUUACAUGAAGCUGCAGCAAAAGGAAAAUAUGAAAUAUGCAAACUGCUGCUCCAGCAUGGUGCAGACCCUACAAAGAAAAAUAGAGAUGGGAAUACUCCUUUGGAUCUUGUUAAAGAUGGAGAUACUGAUAUCCAAGAUCUGCUAAGGGGGGAUGCAGCUUUGCUAGAUGCUGCCAAGAAAGGUUGUUUAGCUAGAGUGAAGAAGUUGUCUUCAUCCGAUAAUGUAAAUUGCCGUGAUACCCAAGGCCGACAUUCUACACCUUUACAUUUAGCAGCUGGUUAUAAUAAUUUAGAAGUUGCAGAGUAUUUGUUGCAACAUGGAGCUGACGUGAAUGCCCAGGACAAAGGAGGACUUAUUCCUUUACACAAUGCAGCAUCUUAUGGGCAUGUAGACGUAGCAGCUUUACUAAUAAAGUACAAUGCAUGUGUCAAUGCCACGGACAAGUGGGCUUUCACACCUUUGCAUGAAGCAGCCCAAAAGGGACGAACACAGCUUUGUGCUUUAUUGUUGGCCCACGGAGCUGAUCCUACUCUUAAAAAUCAGGAAGGACAAACACCUUUAGAUUUAGUUUCAGCAGAUGAUGUCAGCGCUCUCCUGACAGCAGCCAUGCCUCCUUCUGCUCUGCCUUCAUGCUAUAAACCUCAAGUGCUCAAUAGUGUGAGAAGCCCUGGAGCCACUGCAGAUGCUCUGUCUUCUGGUCCAUCUAGCCCAUCAAGCCUUUCUGCAGCGAGCAGUCUUGACAACCUAUCUGGGAGUUUUUCUGAACUGUCUUCAGUAGUUAGUUCAAGUGGAACAGAGGGUGCUUCCAGUUUGGAGAGAAAGGAGGUUCCAGGAGUAGAUUUUAGCAUAACUCAAUUCGUAAGAAAUCUUGGACUUGAGCAUCUCAUGGAGAUAUUUGAGAGAGAGCAGAUCACUUUGGAUGUAUUAGUUGAGAUGGGGCACAAGGAACUCAAAGAGAUUGGAAUCAAUGCUUAUGGACAUAGACACAAACUAAUUAAAGGAGUCGAAAGACUUAUCUCUGGACAGCAAGGUCUUAACCCAUAUUUAACUCUGAACACCUCUGGUAGUGGAACAGUUCUCAUAGACCUGUCUCCUGAUGAUAAGGAGUUUCAGUCUGUGGAGGAAGAGAUGCAAAGUACAGUCCGAGAGCACAGAGAUGGUGGUCAUGCUGGUGGCAUCUUCAAUAGAUACAAUAUUCUCAAGAUUCAGAAGGUUUGUAACAAGAAACUGUGGGAAAGGUAUACACACCGGAGAAAAGAGGUAUCUGAAGAAAACCACAAUCAUGCGAACGAACGGAUGCUCUUUCAUGGGUCUCCCUUUGUCAAUGCAAUUAUCCAUAAAGGCUUUGAUGAAAGGCAUGCAUACAUAGGUGGCAUGUUUGGAGCUGGGAUUUAUUUUGCUGAAAACUCUUCCAAAAGCAAUCAAUAUGUAUAUGGAAUUGGAGGAGGUACUGGAUGUCCAAUUCACAAAGACAGAUCUUGUUACAUUUGCCACAGGCAACUGCUCUUUUGCCGGGUAACCUUGGGAAAGUCUUUCCUGCAAUUCAGUGCAAUGAAAAUGGCACAUUCACCUCCAGGUCAUCACUCCGUCACAGGCCGGCCUAGUGUAAAUGGCCUAGCAUUAGCUGAAUAUGUUAUUUACAGAGGAGAACAGGCUUAUCCUGAAUAUUUAAUUACUUACCAGAUUGUGAGGCCUGAAGGUAUGAUUGAUGGAUAAAUAGUUGUUAUGGGAAACUAAUUUCCACUGAACCUAAAAUCACUGAAGCAACUUGUGGCCUCUCAGUUUUAUUGCUUUCCUGAAAAAAAUUCAUCUUGCACACAGCCUGUAACAAAAGUAUAAAAAUGUGAAAGAAGUUUAACAUUCUGACUUGAUAAAGCUUUAAUAAUGUACAGUGUUUUCUAAAUAUUUCCUGUUUUUCAGCACUUUAACAGAUGCCAUUCCAGGUUAAACUGGGUUUGUCUGUACUAAAUUAUAAACAGUUAACUUGAACCUUUUAUACAUUAUGCAUUGAUUCUAACAGAAACUGUAAUGCCCUCAACAGAACUCAUUUUACUAAUUCAGUACUGUGUCCUUUAAAAACACAGCAUUUACACUGAAUACAGUUUCAUUUGUAAAACUGUAAAUAAGAGCUUUUUGUACUAGCCCAAUAUUUAUUUACAUUGCUUUAUAAUAUAAAUCUACUGUUUUAGAACUGCAGUGGUUUACAAAAUGUUCUCAUAUGUGUUGCUCAUUUGUAUUUCAUCUUGCAUCAUCCUGAUUGAGUGAUCUUUCUGUUGAUUCCAGAGGCUAUGUUGAGUUGUUAGUAGAAAUUUAGUUGGGAAAGAUUUAUUGAUCAGGUUUAAUUUGCUGAUGGAAGCAUUUCUUUCUCAUUAGAAAUCUUUCUCACUUGACUAACUACUCUGGGGAUUUAAUUUGUGAUACCUUUGUAUGUAGAAGACACACAUUCCAAAGAGUUCUAACUAUGAUAGGUCCUGAUUGCUAAGGAAGCUUCUUUGCUUGCCUCAAACUCUAGGUUUCACUUGGGAAAAAUUUCCAUUGUCAUUCUGUAAAACUAGAGCAAGCGCUCCUAUUUUUUAGAGGCCAAAUCCCACUUUUGAACAGUUCCAUUGUUCCUUUCAUGGAAUGUAAAUAAGGAGUAAAUUUAAUUUCAGAGUUGAGAAGAGUAAUCCUGGAUAAUUUCCCAAUCAGUUCUAAUUACCCUCAAUUUAAAAGGGGGAGAGUAACAAAUAGGAGUGGGUAGUUUUUAAUCAUAAGUAUUUUUUUCCUUGAUUUUGUUGUUAUAUUUAUAGCCAAACUAUACAUCAUGGGUGAACUCAACCCAGAACCAUAAGUGUAGGUUUCUCAGUCCUCUCUUGGCCUCCUAAAUGGGCUAGUGCGGGGAAAUAGGAAUUUUUUCCUCAUGGGUUGCUUUUGUGACAUUCUACCCAAUUGCAGAUAUACUGUCGGUUUUGUAUCACAGAUUAACCAGGCUUGCAUCCAGUAUGGCAGCUGUGGAGGGAUUUGCUGUCCCAUAAAAUGCCAUUUCUAGCUAUUUUCUAAUGUAAAAUCUUUUCCAUGAAGCAUACUCAAGCAUCUUGGUACAGAGACAUGUAUUACUGUCUGGCAGUCUAUUUUACUUGUUGAUAGGAACCCCUCAGAAGUCAAGGAAAGGUUUUUUGCCCACUUAGUUCUUUGUAAAUGAGGACCUUACUUUUCCCUCUCUGUACCAAUUCACCUUUUUUUACAUUUUACCUAGUGUCUAAGUCUCUAAAUAAAACUUACCCUUUACAGUAACUUGUAUAUACAGUGCUAUAAAGUCAUGUUUCUUGUCCUGAAAAAGUUAAUCAACGUAAAUGCAUUUUUUGGAGUUGUUUCUAUGAUGUAAAUUAUGAUCACUAUUUAGGAGGUGAAAUCCUGACCUUGAAGUGCUUUUAUACAGCUCUCUAAUAAUUGCAGAGAUGAUCCUGAAUUCAUUUCUUGGAACACAAAGGGAAUAUGCCAAUUUUAUAUAAAUUUUUCAGGUUCUCUAAGCUUCUAGGGUCUAUCAUUAGAAGAUAAUGAUAUGAAUUUAUAAGGUUUAAAUUUACAGACCUUAUCUCUCAACACUUAGCCCAUGUUACUCACCCUAUGAGUGAAUCUGGAAUUGCUGUGUAAAGUCAUUGUGGUCUAGUUCACAAUGUUAGGAACUGUGUUAUUUCAUCUAAUCCAUUGCUUAAUGAUUGUGUUGUUUUUCCAUGAAUGAUUAUGUUGUGGUUAAUACAUUAGCAUGACAGUAUUUUCAGGUAGCUUUUUGUUUAUUGGAAGCUUGGGGUUUGGGGGGGAUUUUUUAGUGUUUUGCAUGAAAUAUCUUAGUUUAUACUGAUAGCAUUGCUUUUUCUUUUGUCUUGUGAUUUUUUUUUGAUAAGAAGUUUAAUUUUUGUGUGAGUAGUACUUUUAUAUCCAUCUUGAGUGUCUUGUACUGUACCACAUUCCAUACCCUCAUUUAAUUCUUAAUAAACUGUUCACUUGUU
This is a messenger RNA of Castor canadensis (American beaver), 6156 nucleotides long. It is a transcript of the gene Tnks2, whose product is annotated as tankyrase 2. Lineage: Eukaryota; Metazoa; Chordata; Mammalia; Rodentia; Castoridae. Gene Ontology annotation, molecular function: NAD+ poly-ADP-ribosyltransferase activity; protein binding. The record is from RefSeq and is a predicted model, not a curated record.